Molecule: messenger RNA, 5227 nt
Organism: Salvia splendens (bonfire salvia)
Lineage: Eukaryota; Viridiplantae; Streptophyta; Magnoliopsida; Lamiales; Lamiaceae
Product: Pentatricopeptide repeat (PPR) superfamily protein
Exons: 2
Coding region: 185-2338 (717 amino acids)
Biological process (GO): RNA modification
Cellular component (GO): intracellular membrane-bounded organelle
Molecular function (GO): RNA binding; protein binding
Source: RefSeq, a predicted model, not a curated record
UUUCACGUUUUCUCUCUCAUCUGAUCUUUUCUGCAAUUCAAUGUUCUUCGGAAAUUAGGAACUUCAGCCGUUAUUCUCAAAAUCCUGCGGCUCUCUUCCAGCUCCACGUUUCCAUGCAACACCUUCUCUAAAUGUAGGUAAUUUCUUUUUUCAAUUUCGCAUUUUUGUUUUGGGGGCGGCGCGGAUGGUUGUGGCGGUGAAUAACGGAGCUGUAUUGCAUGUUCAGUUGUGCCGUAUCUUCGUGAUUUCAAUCGGUUAUUUUUCGCGUUUUAUGAAGAAAUUAGCUUUCGCCCACUUCAAAGUUGCGACCUUUACUUCUUCAGCAUCUCACAAUCAACAACUCAAGUCCCUCCUUUCAAUUUCGGCAAACCCUUUCUACCGCCUCUUAAAUCGCUGCAAGACUAUGUCUUUGCUUCAACAGACUCACGCCCUUUUGAUUGUCAACGGAGAGUCGGUGGACCCUUUAUUGAACAGCAAGUUAAUCGGUUUGUACGGUUUAUUUGGGCAGGUGAGGACUGCCCGCCAGGUGUUUGACGGAAUUCCUAACCCGGAUAUCGCUUCAUGUAAAGUGAUGAUAAGAUGGUAUUUUAUGAAUAAUUCAUAUGAAGAGGUCAUUACAUUCUAUAAGUUUAUGCAGAGGAGAUUCUUUGUUGUUGAUAACAAUGUGUUCUCGAUUGUGUUGAAGGCGUGUAGUGAGCUGAGGGAUUUUGGUGAAGGGAGGAAACUGCACUGUUACAUUGUUCAAAUGGGGAAACCAGAUAGCUUUGUGUUGACUGGGCUUGUCGACAUGUAUGCAAAGUGUGGCGAAGUCGACACUUCUCGUAGGGUUUUUGAGAGGAUUUGGGACAGGAAUGUGGUGUGUUGGACAUCAAUGAUUGCGGGCUUCGUGCAGAAUAAUUGCUUGAGAGAAGGCUUGCUACUGUUUAACCGGAUGAGGGAUUGCUCGGUGGAAGCAAAUGCUUACACUUUAGGGAUUAUAGUGACAGCUUGUGCGAGAUUAGGGGCUUUGCACCAAGGCAAAUGGGUGCACGGAAAUGUGAUUAAAAAUGGGAUCUUGGUGACUUCCUACUUGUUUACUUCCCUUCUUGAUAUGUAUGUGAAAUGUGGGGCUGUCAAGGAUGCUCGUGUUGUCCUUGAUGAGAUUUGUGUCAUUGAUGUUAUUUCGUGGACAACAAUGAUCACGGGAUAUGCCCAAAACGGGGUUGCUGAUGAAGCCUUGCAUUUGUUCACCGACAAGAAAUGGGGAGAUGUUCGUCCUAAUUCGGUUACCUUAUCGAGUGUGCUCUCAGCUUGUGUGCAGGCAGGCAAUGUCUCGUUGGGUUCAUCAGUUCACAGUUUAGGGGUCAAACUAGGACAGGAUGAUUUAUAUGUCAAGAAUGCUCUAGUUGACAUGUAUGCAAAGUGUCGUAGGAUAAAGGAUGCCGUUAGUCUGUUUGAGUCUAUGGUAGAAAAGGAUGUCGUUUCUUGGAACUCAAUUAUUAGUGGUUAUUCUCACAACGGGUACUUGUAUGAAGCCCUGAGGUUGUACAAUCAGAUGAGAACAGAUUGCUUUAGGCCUGAUCCAGUAACCAUGGUGGCAGUCUUAUCUGCUUCGGCUAGCUUUGGAGACAUCCGAUUUGGCUCUUGCAUACAUGCUUACUCUAUAAAAGAAGGCUUCUUGGCAUUCAACAACGUCUAUGUUGGCACUGCACUUCUAAAUCUGUAUGCCAAAUGUGGCGAUGCAGAGUCUGCUCGCACUUUCUUUGACGAGAUGGUGGAGAGGAACACAGUCACGUGGAGCGCCAUGAUUGGUGGGUACGGAAAGCAGGGCGCUUUGAGCAAGUGUCUCGAGCUUUUCAACGACAUGGUUAAGGAGAAUGUUGAGCCAACUGAUAUAAUAUUCACGACAGUGUUAUCUGCCUGCAGCCAUACCGGGAUGAUCACAGAGGGCUGGAGUUACUUUGAUCAAAUGUGUCGCGUAUACAACUUUAUCCCCUCCACACGACACUAUGUAUGCAUGGUGGAUUUGUUGGCCCGGUUUGGGAACCUGGAGGAAGCUUGGGAGUUCAUUGAGGAAAUGCCGGUGCAGCCUGAUUGCACGAUUCUCGGAUCUUUUCUUCACGGAUGCAGUAUCCAUGAAAGGUUUGAUCUUGGGGACUUGGCUGUGAGAAAGAUGAUCGAGCCUUAUCCAGACGAUGCAGGGCAUUAUAUGCUUAUGGCGAACUUAGAUGCUUUGAGAGGUAGAUGGGAUCGGGUGAGUCAAUAUAGAGCUGUGAUGAAGAGAAGGGGAUUGAGGAAGGAGGUCGGAGUUGCUCUUAUCGACUCAAGUAAAGAUCAGAGGGUGGCGUCGUUUGGUUAAAUUAUAGAGUAGGGUUGAUACAAGGAAAGUGGAUCAGUUUAUGCUCAAGUUGAGGUGAUUUUAAAGAACACGAAUCAAGUACACAAUUUUGUAUUGGUUUAUCUCUUUCGGUCUCUGGAAGAAGAUGAGUUUCAUCAUCUAAUAUCUGUUGCAUUGUUUGGAAUAAUUUUAUCAAAUUAUCUAAAAUGGCCAAUCAGCAUGCACCAAAAUAUUAGGGGAAAUGUGGAUUUAUUCAUUUCUUGGAGUUCAAAUGCACAAGUGUUUAUUGUUGCUGUACUUCCUGUAUUACGAUUUCCUGCAAUUCUUUCUAGGAUUUGUUACGGUAUAGGGUGUUGAAAAAUAACUUAGUUUGGUAUGUUGCUUGAGCAAUAAUUGAAGCUGUGAUAAUGGAGCAUUAUGUAUGGGCUUAAGUGUGUGUAGAACAUUUACUUCUGAUGCUGUACUACUUUUUACAUAAAAUAGUUGUAUCCAAGUUUGAAACCCAUAUGCUAUAUUCGGGAAAGGAACAUAUAUUUUUAAACCUUUGUUUAUAGCCUUAUAUUGCUUUUCUUGUAUUUCUGAAGAAUGGUAUUCUUGGUCUGCUGAAUAUCCUAAUUCAGUUUCAAUCGCGUUUUCUUUUACUUGAUCAGAUUACUUGUUGAAAGGUGAAACUUUCUCUUAGCAAUGGGACGUUUAAGGUUACAAUCUAGUAUUAAUGCAAUUGAAGAGGAACCAGAGGACUGUGAGGCUACCUCUUCCACUAAGGCUACGAUGGGAUCUAUGAUUAAUUCAGAGAUUGGAGCAGUACUGGCAAUCAUGAGAAGGAAUGUGAGAUGGGGAGGUCGUUAUGUAUCAGGUGAAGAUCAGUUGGAGCACUCUCUCAUUCAAUCUCUUAAAAACUUGAGAAGACAAGUGUUUUCAUGGCAACAUGACUGGCGAUCAGUCAAUCCAUCCUUGUAUCUCCAGCCAUUUCUUGAUGUGAUUCGGUCAGAUGAAACAGGGGCUCCAAUUACUGGUGUUGCAUUGUCAUCUGUGUACAAGAUUUUGACUCUUGAUGUACUGGAUAAAAAUACAGUCAAUGUUGAUGAUGCCAUGCAUCUGGUAGUUGAUGCAGUUACGAGCUGUAGAUUCGAGGUAACUGACCCUACCUCUGAAGAGGUUGUAUUAACAAAGAUACUUCAAGUUCUAUUGGCUUGCAUGAAAAGUAAAGCAUCAGUGAUGUUGAGCAAUCAACAUGUGUGUACCAUUGUGAACACCUGUUUCCGGGCAGUACAUCAAGCUGGUGCAAAAGGCGAACUCUUACAGAGGAUAGCUCGUCAUACAAUGCAUGAACUUAUUAGAUGCAUUUUUUCGCACCUUCCAGAUGUUGACAAUACAGAACGGUCAAUAGUUAAGGGAGGCAGUUCUGUAAAAAAUGAGGUCUUCGUGGGGAUUGAUGCACUAUUUGAGUUCUUCAUCUAGCCAUGUGAACAGUAUGAUGGAUGAGAAUAGUGCCAGGGGUGACAAUGGGAAGGAAGGAUGUUGUUCCAUAUGAGUUCUACAACUUUAUCCCCUCCACACGACACUAUGUAUGCAUGGUGGAUUUGUUGGCCCAGUUUGGGAACCUGGAGGAAGCUUGGGAGUUCAUUGAGGGAAUGCCGGUGCAUCCUGAUUGCACGAUUCUCGGAUCUUUUCUUCACGGAUGCAGUAUCCAUGAAAGGUUUGAUCUUGGGGACUUGGCUGUGAGAAAGAUGAUCGAGCUUUAUCCAGACGAUGCAGGGCAUUAUAUGCUUAUGGCGAACUUAGAUGCUUUGAGAUGUAGAUGGGAUCGGGUGAGUCAAUAUAGAGCUGUGAUGAAGAGAAGGGGAUUGAGGAAGGAGGUCGGAGUUGCUCUUAUCGACUCAAGUAAAGAUCAGAGGGUGGCGUCGUUUGGUUAAAUUAUAGAGUAUGGUUGAUACAAGGAAAGUGGAUCAGUUUAUGCUCAAGUUGAGGUGAUGUUAAAGAACAUGAAUCCACUACACAAUUUUGUAUUGGUUUAUAUGUUUCGGUCUCUAGAAGAAGAUGAGUUUCACCAUCUAAAGUGAAUUCAUAUUAAACUAUUCUUUUAUAAGUACUGGCAUGGCAGAUUACUCCAAUAAUCGGUACUACUCAAAAGUCAUUGGUUGAAAUGGGAUUCAAUUGGGUCAUUUUGCAAGCCCACGUCCAGGACCAUUUGAAGCCCAACCCACUUGACAACUCUAUCUGGUCAGCCCAAUAAAUAUUAGCCCAUUUAAAAAUCAGGUCAAUUGUCAAGGGAGUAUUAAUAUUAUUGUUCAUUUAUGAGAUGAUAACAAAAACAUCUCAUUCUCAACUCUACACCACACACUUGACUUCCUCCUUCUCUUCCACUAGCUAGAAUUCAAGUUUCCCUCAAACAAGAUGGAUUCCAAGAAUCAUAGCGAGAAGAAAUCAUCGAACGCUAGUCUUUUGUCGGACGCCAAGGUGGUUGCGGAGGCGGCUCGGGCCCAGUUCGGCAGCCACCCCGGGAAGUACGACAAGGCGAAGGCGGCCGGGUCGGCCGCCCACCUCCUCGACGCUGCGUCUGAGUAUGGGAAACUAGACGAGACCAAGGGAGUGGGCAAGUACGUUCAGCAAGCCGAGGACUAUCUGCGCCGCUACAGCCAUCAUCAGCCUUCCGAGAAGCCGGGUGAGCCCGUUGGCAAGCCGUCGCACGCCGCCGCCGAGUCCCAAGGCGGAUAUGGUGAUCUGGUGAAGGCUGCCGCCGGUUUCUUUAACAAAUAGUUAGUGGUAAUAAGUUAAUUAUUGCUAUUAGUAUUUGUUAAUUUGCACUUAGAGUGUGUUGGAUUUGGGUUUUCUAAGAUACUGUUAAGGUUGUGAUUCUUGGGAUCAUCGAUAGCAUAUUAUUUGUUUGAUACGUCUAUUUUGGGUGAA